This is a messenger RNA of Fomitopsis serialis, 2988 nucleotides long. RefSeq lists its product as uncharacterized. The transcript has 10 exons. Bases 1 to 2988 code for a protein of 995 amino acids. Lineage: Eukaryota; Fungi; Basidiomycota; Agaricomycetes; Polyporales; Fomitopsidaceae. The record is from RefSeq and is a predicted model, not a curated record.
AUGUGCUUCGGUGAGAACUGCGCCCUUCAAGCGACACAAUACGUCAAUGCACAACUCGCUGUUCUUCAUGCCAAUGCUAUGUCUUGCUUCCGGGAACAUGAGAACUCUCAAAAGCCCGAGGAGCAUCUCCGGUACGGCCACGCCUUGUAUGACUUCGUGUAUGGCAAGGUAGCGAAACGGCGUCAAACCAAAGCUGGUUAUGACACAGAAUUCCAUGCACUAUUCGACAAGCCGGUCAUCGAUUUCAUAUGCAAUCACGACGCCAUACUUCGAAUCAAGAUCAAGAGCGGGCAUUAUUACAUGGACGCAUCCGACCAGGGUGGCAUGAUCAAAAAAUUGUCUGAUCAAUCAUUCGACUUCCGUGUUGGUUUCGAUGUUCGUACAGCUGCCAGCACGGAUCUUCAAAUCGGCAACGGGCCCGUGUUGAUUCGGUUAAUCACGCUGAACCUGCUCGAGGCAACUUUUUUAUCUGCGUCUCCACCGAUCGAGUACAGUGUGGACGUACUCCUUUUGUAUCUGCAGCGGUACCUCGAGUUUCUGCAAAAGGCCGGGAAUCAUGUCCUCUUCUCCCUCCCGAACUUCGAGAUCAGCCGUCUUCCUCUUACCAUCGACUACACGGCAUCUCGGCGUGACAUAGUCAUGGGCUGCACCGAACUAUAUGGUGUUCACGUUAGCAAGAUCAACGAGCAACUCAAGUUGACAUGGACGAAGGCCGCCGUUGCAACAGCAAUUGGAGUGUCAGACGGCGUCGCGACCAGUGACUGGAAGGCCAAUUCCGUGGCCGAAUACCGCGGGUCGUGGUCGAUCUACCAGUCUGACGUGCGGUUCCACCUGAAGUUCGGGCCGCCGACGGUGGAUGCAAUAUGUUCGCGCGAAGCUGUCUUGAACCUUAUGUUGGACAAGGUCUUGGUAUUCGAAGAAGUUGGUUCCGAAGGUGCACCCACCGGCGCAUUCGAUGGAUGGAGGAUCCCCAUCACGGUUGAGGUUUUCCAAGAACAGGACACUGAAACCCGCAUCAGGGUCGACUUGAGCAAGGCCAAAGUCAUCUCUCAACUCCCAGAGGGCGAAGAGGAUGGCUACGAAGAUUACAGGAUGGGAAUACUCGAUUUUGUGCGGAAGGAAUACCUUGCCGUGCUCGAGAGUGCAGGAUACCUCAUCCUCUACGACACGGGACGCGCUGCUUCUUUCGGCAGCGUGCAACUCGCGAUGACGCGCAUAGACUCCUCCGGCUUCUCUGGCUCCUUCGAGGAGUCCGCAGAGACUACACAGGCGUCCUGGACGGAUAUCAUUGCUGGCUCAGAUAUGCAGGGAUUUGACCAGGUCAUAGCAGUCUCGCAGAAGUCUAUCAACUCCCGCUUCUCUCAAAUACAUGAAGCGGCGAAGAGGAGCGAGAACCGGAUGUCCAUCUUGUCGAAGUGGUCGUACGAACAGUACUUCUCUGCAGCAUUCGAACCCCUCGCCGUCCACCUGCUCAGCAACAACCGUGCACUUCUGUGGGUUCACCUGACCGAUGGCUCUCUUCGCUCGCUUGUCGACAUGGAACCCUCCCUCGGGGAGGAUGAAUACGAGUUCGAAGACCUCCGUUUGGCAUUUGAGGUCAAGCUGGAAAUGCUAGACGAUGCGACUCUUCAAGCUACCAGCCCCGAUUGGUAUUCAAACGCCUCUGCUUCACACGCAUACAAGGCCCACGGCAACCAAGCGGACUGUGCCUUCCGGUAUCUGUGUUUUGAUACGAUAGGUGCCGAAUUUCUAUAUGAAUACUCGCAAAUUGACGAUCUGCUCCACACGACGGGCUCGGAGCUCAUUGACAAGCUGCAAGGCAUGAUCUACUACCUCCGCCAGCAUUACUUCCCUGCGCUUGUGGCCAACGGACUACAUAUCCUGUACACCACACCGAUCUGGAGCGUACCGCCCUCUACUCCUUCGUAUGCCUUGACAGACGUCACCUUCCAAGUCUACUCGAGUGUCGAGGUGACUCGCCAUAACUGGGCGCAGCUUUCGGUGUCCGUCGAACCAGUCCUUGCUAUCCUCGGCAUGACUUCUCACCGUCCCCGGCCUGGUCACAACCUAACCUUCUCUACCAACUGGGUUGCGCGUGCGGAGCGGGGCUUCUCUCACGGAACUGUCGCAAUCUCCAACAAAGAUCAGAGCAUGCUCCAUCGCCUGGCUCGUAUCAACUCCCUCACUUCUGUCAUCCCCGUUCUCGUCGCUGCUGAAAGCGCCGACGGUUGGCAGCUGCAGCUGACUACCAUAGCUGCUCGGCACGGCGCCCGCAUGUGUCCGUGGAAGGUUGAGACGAUACAGGAGAAUAGCUGCAUCAAGUACGAAUGGGAAUACUCGGUUUCGACUACGUACUCGCAUGAAGGCAGCGGGAUAACGAACGGCGCUUAUGCGGUGACCUGUUCUACUCGUAAUUACGUGGAGUUGCCAACGGUGUUCAGAAGUGGCAAGUUGGAGCUCAAAGCGUGGGGAGAGGUCACAGUUGGGAUCGACUACAAGGCCGGCUCGGUGGAGGGCAGUGCAAGCGGAGUGGCCAGAUGGCUCGCCCCCAUCAACAUUCAGACCGACCUCUUCAACGGGGUGAAGUCCGACGCACUCGAUCAGGUGCCGGUUGUCUGCGAGAAGGUCGAGUACAGGGGAAACGCCCCCGCCACCAAUUUCAUCAAUAUCCAAGCAGAGCUGCAGGCACAGCUGCCGCAAAUGAUCGACUUCAAGGAGGUCGUCCAGGGAAUGCGGCAAUACGAAGGGGCGUGGCAGACAUGCUAUCCAGGCGUUAAUGCGUACGCCCUCGCUAACCCGGUAUUCAAUCGCCAAGGAGAUCUACUCUUUGAGUUGCGUCCUCUCGGCCAAUGGAACGCUGCCCCCGCACCCCCUCGCCUCAGCAAAGCGUCGCCGCGAAGUACCAAAGACGUCCCACAGUUGCCAAUGGAUACCCAAGAGUGUGUGAGCGUGCCUAUGCCAAUGGAAUGUCGGGUAUGUCUUUUGUGA